Molecule: messenger RNA, 483 nt
Organism: Rotaria socialis
Lineage: Eukaryota; Metazoa; Rotifera; Eurotatoria; Philodinida; Philodinidae
Source: the annotation of a GenBank genome assembly
AUGAACAAAGUUACACGAUUUUUUAAUCCUGAUGAAGAACAACCAAAGGAGCAAAAUGCUAUUAUGUCUGAGAUAUCCGGUUUGUCAUGGGAUACUCGUUUGAAAGGUUUUGGUAUCUGUUUACUUAUCGCCUUGAUGCUUGGUAUUGGUGCAGUGGUUAUCUAUUUUCUUGGCGGUAAUCUUUCUGGCUUUGCUAUUCUCUACAGUUGUGCAGUUAUCUUCGGGCUUAUAUCUACACUCUUUUUGAUGGGUCCAUUGAAUCAACUUAAAAAAAUGUUUGACUCUACUCGAUGGAUUGCAACAGUGGUCUUUCUUGCAUCUGUUGUGAUGACACUCGUGUCUGCUCUUGUUAUCAAAAUCGGUGUUCUUGUUCUUAUAUUUGUUAUCGUUCAAUUUCUCGCACUUGCUUGGUAUACGAUUAGUUAUAUUCCAUUUGCACGAGAUGCUAUCAAGAGUUGUUGCGGAGGCAUUAUGGGCGUAUGA